AUGAGACCUGAUAUAUUUAAGGCUACUGUAGCUGGAGUACCAUUUGUAGAUGUUGUGACUACAAUGCUUGGUCCAACUAUUCCUCUUACAACUGCAGAAUGGGAGGAAUGGGGUGAUCCUCGGAAAGAAGAGUUCUACUUUUACAUGAAAUCAUAUUCACCAGUUGACAAUGUGAGUGCCAAUGUAUCUUGUUUCAGUUUAACUGACAUAAAUCCAUCUGACAGAUCAUCAAAUGAAAAUGUUGAAGUUAAUUACUGA
Messenger RNA from Lactuca saligna, 258 nucleotides. NCBI's taxonomy places the organism in Eukaryota, Viridiplantae, Streptophyta, Magnoliopsida, Asterales, Asteraceae. The record is from the annotation of a GenBank genome assembly.